CAAGUAGCCCGUGACCUUGAACCGAGUUUUUGGCGCCGUCGAUUUCGGCGAUUGCUUGCAGCAGAGCGUGAUCCGCCUAGUCUACUGGCAAUGUCGCCGGUCCGAUUUCGGCGAUUGUCUGCUUACAGCAGAACGUGGUCCGCCUAGUCUACUGGCAAUGUCGCCGGUGAUUUUACUGCUACUGUUGGUGCCCCUGGCGUAUUGCGAUGAGCACGAUCACAUCUAUAACGAUGGUGAAGAAGUGGUAUUAUGGAUGAACACAAUUGGCCCUUAUCGGAAUCGACAGGAAACUUACCCGUUCUAUUCACUUCCACUUUGUCGUGGACCCAAGCAGUCGAUUGAGCAUGCACAUGAAACUUUGGGUGAAGCACUUUUAGGAAUUGAACUGCAAUAUAGCGGUAUUGAUAUCCGUUUCAAAGUUAACGUGACAAAAACUCCCGUCUGCACCUUGAAUGUCGAUGAUGGUGUCUACGCCUCUCUUCAGAAUGCCAUAGCCAACCAGUACUGGUACCAAAUGUACAUGGAUGAUCUACCGAUCUGGAGCGUCUUAGGGGAGUCUGCUGGCCAUGCGGAAACAUAUAUCUGGACACAUAAGGAUUUCACCGUAGAAUACAAUGGCAAUCAGAUUAUCAAGGUUGUGCUAAUGAAUACUGAUUUAGUUCCGGUCCAUGUCGGUUCACCGAUUUCCUUCACCUACCAGGUCACAUGGAUCCCAUCCUCGGUGCCUUUCGAAGACCGUUUCAAUCACUAUUUGGAUUUCGAUUUCUUCGAACAUAAGAUUCACUGGUUCUCUAUCUUCAAUUCUUUCAUGAUGGUACUUUUCCUGGUUGGUCUGGUUUCCAUGAUUUUACUCCGCACUCUUCGACGAGACUACGCAAGGUAUAACAAGGAAGAUGGACUUAGUGAUUUAGAUCGGGAACUGGGCGAUGAAUACGGUUGGAAGCAGGUUCAUGGUGACGUUUUUCGACAACCCGCCUACCCAGGUUUAUUAGCUAGUGUCAUUGGUUCAGGUGCUCACCUAGCCGUCGUAUCCUGUGUCGUCCUUCUCCUGGCAGUAACUAAUCGCCUUUAUACCGAACGUGGAGGAUUCAUGUCUACGGCAAUUUUUGUUUUCGCAGCUUCAGCCCCUAUCAACGGAAUGGUGGGUGGAAGUUUGUAUGCACAGAUGUCUGGUAAGAAAUGGAUUCGCCAGUUCCUGUUGGGAUCCACUCUGCUCCCGAUUUUGACGUUUGCGGCGGCAUUCCUGGUUAAUUUAGUUGCUGUAUACUAUCAGACCAGCCGGUCAAUUCCCUUUUUGACCAUGUUGGCUGUGGUCGCCAUUCUCCUUUUCGUCAUUGUCCCUCUCAAUCUCGUUGGCACCGUAUUGGGUCGUAACCUGUGUGGUCAGGCGAACUAUCCUUGUCGUAUCAACUCCGUUCCACGCCCGAUACCUGAGAAGAAGUGGUUCAUGGAGCCCGGCUUCCUUAUCCUCGUGACUGGCAUGCUUCCUUUUGGAUCUAUUUUCAUUGAACUCUAUUUCAUUUUCACCUCAUUCUGGGCUUACAAAAUCUACUUCGUUUUCGGCUUCACGUUACUGGUUCUGUUGCUGUUGAUGGCUGUAUGUUCGUCCGUCUCUGCAGUAGGCACUUACUUCCUACUCAAUUCCGAGGAUUACAGAUGGCAGUGGACCAGCUUCAUGUCUGGUGCGUCCAUCUCCAUCUACGCCUAUCUUUAUUCGGCAUAUUACUUCAUCUUCAAAACUAAGAUGAAUGGCUUCUUUCAGACAUCGUUCUUCUUCGUUUAUAUGGGAUUGUUCUGCAUGUAUUUGGGCGUCUUGUGUGGCUCCAUUGCAUAUUUAGCGGCCAGUCGCUUUGUCCGGAAAAUCUAUUCAACCGUGAAAGUAGAUUGAUUGCAGCAAAUGGUCACAAGCUAUCGCGCGUGACUGUCCUAACCACGCAUCUUUAUUGUCAACUGUGAUCGUCCACCCACGUUUCUUAUCUGAUUAGCCUCUCCUGAAAAGGCCGAUAAAAUUGUUGGGUUUGGUUACGUUUGCCCAGUUCUCUGUGACCCAUAUUGUUUUCGCUUCAAGUUGCCUCACAACCGUCCAAUCGUUCUUCACCCUCUCAUGAAUCUUCUCACUUUUACCGCCUUCCAUACGUUCACACUGGAUUGAUGAAUGCCACUGAAGCACCUAUGAUAUUUUCUUUUUCUUCAUUUAUAGGUUUGUAAGUAUUGAAUUGACCGAGCUCCCCCGUCUUCGUCCUCGUUGGCCUCCACAUAUUUUGUGCAGCUCAUCUACUCCGACCCAUUGUUUAGUACACAGGGCUGAUGUCUAUCAGGCGACAGUGGACAUUAAAUGCGGUCAUUCAAUAACUCAACUAGAGUAACCACAGUCUCUGGACAAUAUUGUGUGAAUAGCUUAAGACUACUUGCAAUUUGUUACCAUCUACCAAUCUGCUGUCGAAUAGUAACAGUUUCA
Molecule: messenger RNA, 2458 nt
Organism: Opisthorchis viverrini
Lineage: Eukaryota; Metazoa; Platyhelminthes; Trematoda; Opisthorchiida; Opisthorchiidae
Exons: 11
Coding region: 158-1888 (576 amino acids)
Biological process (GO): protein localization to membrane
Cellular component (GO): membrane
Source: RefSeq, a predicted model, not a curated record